AUGGGGCCAUCAAUGGCCCUUAAUUACGAGUGGAGGCCUUUUAUGGCCGCAGUGGCAGCACCAGAUCCGACACCAGCUCCAACGCUGGCUCCUGUGUCACUGCCGCGGGUCGCCCGGCUGUUGAAAGCGCCGUUGCCGUCGCGCUGCGCAGCGCAGACGGGGCCCGCAGCCGAUGUAGAUUCGUGGCCCCGCGCUCCCGUGGCCCCCGACUUUGGCACCGAGGACCACAAUGCGCUGCGGACUGGCCUGCUGCAGCUCAGAGUACGCGGCCAGUGCCCCGAUUUGUUCGGCAGCUCGGCCUUGCGGCUGCCCGUCGUGGGACCGGUGCUCGAGAUACCAGUGUCGCAGCGCAACGCAACGCACAGGGCUGACGCCGUAGAGGACCAUGUCAAGGCGGCUGUCCUGCCGGGGCAGCAGUGCGUGUUAGGGUAG
Molecule: messenger RNA, 432 nt
Organism: Symbiodinium natans
Lineage: Eukaryota; Dinophyceae; Suessiales; Symbiodiniaceae
Source: the annotation of a GenBank genome assembly